This is a messenger RNA of Danaus chrysippus (African queen), 1806 nucleotides long. NCBI's taxonomy places the organism in Eukaryota, Metazoa, Arthropoda, Insecta, Lepidoptera, Nymphalidae. The record is from the annotation of a GenBank genome assembly.
AUGAAAAAUAGACGACGUGGAGUUUGUCAUCUCAACGACGAAUCAUCUAACAGUGAUUGUCCAAACAAUUCAAAUCGUUAUACCACUGAACCAGCUUCGGAUGCUGCUACAUCUGUAUCCAAAGCAUCAUUAACAACUUCUAUAUCAAGAUUUAGAUCCGACUUCGACGAUUUAAAAUGCAAAAUACGAAUAUUCGGGGAAUCCCUGAAUCUCUGUCAAUGUAUUGCCAACGAUUUCCAAAAACGAAUGACCUUCAUGGAAAAAAGAUUACAGAACUUAGAAGAGAGGCAGAAGCUGGCGGUCCGCGAAAGCAAUUACUCGGCUAUAAUACAGAAGAAUCAGCGCCUAUCACAUAAGACGAAACAAGAAGCUAAGAAAUUACAAAUGUGCGGGACUGAAGAGGAGAUGAGAGAGGUGGCUGGCAGAAUCUGCAGGAACUACCUACAUGGAGCUUGGAAGACUGUGGACCCGUCAGACUUGGACUUUAAGAGAAUCAGCGGAGGCCUAUCAAAUUUCUUAUACUACGUGGCGCUCCCAGAUGCGAGCAAAAUGCGUUACUCUCGUGAGAGUUCCUUGGAUGCUGAUGACGCAAGGCUUCACAAACGACAGAUAAUGAGCUCACAUUCAUUCUCCAUGGAUGAACCGAAAAAGGUUUUGCUGCGUAUAUACGGACAAGUCCACGGUGAAAGAGCAAUGGAUGCUAUUGUGACAGAGUCAGUAAUAUUCACUCUACUAUCUGAAAGAAGACUCGGGCCGAAGUUGCACGGAGUAUUUUCUGGUGGAAGAAUAGAACAGUAUGUGCCGGCCAGAUCACUCCUCACCAAAGAAUUAUCAGAACCAUCGCUAUCAAUGAAAAUCGCUGAGAAAAUGGCUGCCAUACAUUCAAUGGACGUUCCGUUAUCAAAAGAACCGAAUUGGCUCUGGAAAACAAUAUACAAGUGGAGCAAGAUAGUUAAAGAAGAAAGAUUAUCUAAUACGGUCGUUGGAAAGAACGACCAGGAACAGAGUAUUAUCAAACAUCUCCGUACAAUUGAUUUUGAUAAGGAAAUUGAGUGGUUGAAGAAAUUCCUCGCCACGGUUGAAUCUCCCGUAGUAUUCUGUCACAAUGACAUGCAAGAAGGCAACAUUCUUAUGUUAGAAGAUGAAACUCCCAAUGAAGAAGAAUCUUAUGUCAACGCAUACGAUGACAAGAAGGAAAUUCAUUAUGGGUUAGAAGAAUCAAGUAACCAAGAAGAAUCAACGGCUUUUGUGAGCUCAUACAAAGAUAAAAAAGCUUUUGUUAGCUCAUUCGAAGCUAAAAAACAGAUUCAUUAUGAAGACGAAGAUUCUAUCAUAAGUCAGAUUUCAGAUAGCGGAGAGCCAAAAUUGGUGCUCAUAGACUUUGAAUACUGCGCGUAUAAUUACAGAGGUUUUGAUAUAGCAAAUCACUUUCAAGAAUGGUGUUAUGAUUACACGAAUCCUGAACCGCCAUUCUAUCAUGAGAACCACGAAAACGCUGCCACAUUGGAGCAAAAGGAGAUUUUUAUCAAGGAGUAUCUGAAGCAUUAUCACUCAGGAGAAGAUAGGUUGCCUUCAAUAGAUGAUGUCAAUCAACUGUUAGCCGAAGUGGAGGCAUUUGCAUUGGCAAGCGACCUUUUCUGGUCUCUAUGGUCCAUUGUUAAUGCAUCCAAGAGCCAAAUACCCUUCGGUUAUUGGGAAUACGGACUAUCAAGAGUUGAAUCUUACCUGCGUAUGAAACAAGAAGUCAUCAAGAAAGCAAACUAUGGUCUACCGCUGAAGAGAAAAAUAUGUGAAGUUGAUAUAUGA